CUUAUUACUCGCCUAGAAAUGGGAGCCGCGAACGGUGAUGUAAUGCAAAUGGUGAAAGGCAAUUGAGAAUUCAGCUACCACAGAGCUUGCUCGCACAAACGGCUUAGAUUCGAUAGCCUCCCGUCAAUUAGAGUAAACGUAACGGUAACCAGCUCGCUUUUUGUCAAAGCAAGGAAUUCUUUUUCGGGAUACCACAAAAUAAAAAGAGAAAUACUCAAAUAUAUAAACAUACUUACAUACAUAUGUACUCGUAUAUGCAUACAUAUAUUUUCAUUUGGCAAACACAAUGAUAGAAAGAUGCUUAUGAGCGCUUGAAUUUUCGGUGAAUGAGGAGCGAAGAGGCGUGAAAUGUGAUGCGUUAAAAAUAAUUCAUUUAAUUCGGUGUAAUGGUAUGUGCAUCAGAAUGAAAAAGCCGUGGGAAAUAAACGAUUGCUAUAUAUACAAGUGUGACUGUAAUUGCCAGUAAUAACGUUAUUGCACCUACAUACUUAUAUUUAUAUAUAUAUUAAGGCUGUAAAAUAUACAGCUGUAAAGAUUCAAGCACAAAUAAGAAAAUGAGAAGAACAAAGAAUAAAAAGGUGCUGAUGCACGGACUUAUUUUGGUUACUAUUUUGGCGACUGCCAAAAGUGCUGAGGCGGAAAUUACCAUGGAAGCGGCUUUUCAAGGACGCUGUGGACACACAAGUCCAUGCGAACAGUUAUGUUACGAAAUCCAUGAUGGGAUGUACGAAUGCGAUUGUAUUGAAGGUUAUGAAUUGAAUAAAAAUGGAUAUAGCUGCCAGGUAAUUAACUCCACCGCAAACGUGGAUGGGCAUUCUAAAUCUGACGAGGAUGUGCUUUAUCAAAAAGGCGCUUUAUUUAGCGCAAAGCUCGGGUACGCGCCAUCGCCAUCAAUAGCAGAAGAGGUGGCGAAUAUGGAAGCUUCAGUACCAGCGUCGUCGGUCUCGUCGUCGAUAGAGGAAGAAGAUGACAAUUUUUUUUACGAUGAGACAAAACGCAACGAUCAGCAAGAAAAAGUCAAUUCAAACGAUUAUUACAUAUCAUCCGAAGACGUCUAUUUUAGCAAUGGCGAUGAUCAAGAGUUAACUAAUACUAGCCAAGAUGUACCUGAGUUAAAAGCAAAACUGACAGAACAGACGACACCGCGUCGUGUUGUCGUUACUGCCACAACUGUCGACCCCUUAGAAUCAUUAUCGAGCAAGAAAUCUAUACGCGUUCAUUUAAAGUCGGAAGUUGGACCAACGCAAACGAUCGAUAUUCAAAAGAAUGUAGUGAAUUUCCAUAGCAAUGCCAUUGAUCAUGAUGUGUUCGAAGGCCAGGCGAUUUAUAAAACAUCAAGACAAAUUACAUAUCAAGUUGAAAAAUCUUUGGAUACAGUAAAUCCUUCAAAUUCAAUGCCAAUAAAGAAUAAACAUCUCAAUCAAAGCAAAAGUGCACAACGGUCUGUCAUGGCUGGUGAUGGCAAACUGAGCACAUUGAAAUGGAACAAAUCUGCUCCUGCAAACGGUUUCGACAUUGGCCAUAUCUGUGACUUGAACUGUGGAGCAGAAGGGGUGUGUGAGCGUGUUGAUAGCAGCCUCAAAUGUGUUUGUCCCUUUGGCAAAAGUGGUAAUGGUUGCAUGGAAGAUAUCAAAAUCCGUACCCCGAAAUUUUCGAACCACUCGUGGUUGGCUUUUGCGGCCCUGAGAGGUGCUUAUAAACACGUCCAGAUACGAGUGGAAUUCAGACCAGAGUCUUUCGAUGGCAUUAUUCUGUUGAGCGGAGAGCGGGAUGAUCUUACUGGCGAUUUCAUGUCUCUUCUACUGAACAAGGGUUUCGUUGAAUUUUGGUUUGAUUGCGGAUCUGGCGUUGGCAACGUUCGAUCUCGAGAAACAAUAUUGCUGAAUGAAUGGAACUCCGUUAUAAUUUAUCGCCAUCGGUGGGAUGCGUGGUUGGUCCUGAACCAUGGAGCCAAAGUCCAAGGCCGCUCGAAUGGACUGUUUUCCCGUAUUACGUUCCGCGAACCCGUGUUUCUGGGCGGCACUGGCAAUAUCACUGGAUUGUCCAAUCGUUUGCCAGUGAGUAAUGGAUUUAUUGGAUGUAUACGACGGUUUGUGGCCAACGAACAUGAGUACAAAUUCGAAGAUCAUCCUUUAGGAGAUGUGACAAGAGGUUUCGACAUACAGGAUUGCGUAACUGACAAGUGCUUCACAUACCCAUGCCAACACGGUGGCAAAUGUUUGCCCUCCGACCAAGGUGCCGUUUGUCUCUGCCCCAUUGGAUUCGUAGGUGAUCUCUGUGAAAUACGAAUGGAUCUCCAGGUGCCAUCUUUCAACGGCUCAUCCUACCUUCGUUAUGCUCCACUCGGGGACAGUGCGCUCAUUUGGUUGGAAUUGAAGGUCAUAGUGAAGGCGGAACAACCCGAUGGCUUAAUAUUAUAUUCCGGUUCCGAGAAACAUGGUGAUUUCAUUGCCUUAUCACUGAGUAGAGGUUUUGCUGAGUUCACUUUUGAUCUUGGCAGCGGGCCCGCGAUUGUGAGGAGCGAGUAUCCUCUGACUAUUGGCCAAUGGCAUACUGUAAAAGUAUCACGGACGGCACGAUUGGCAGUUCUUAAGGUUGAUAAGCUUCCAGAAGUUAUGACUAUAUCAUCGAAUGGUUUCUGGCAUUUAUCUUUGCCCGAAAACGUAUUCUUGGGUGGAGUCAACCACGAAGAUAAACUUCCAUUGGAUUUGAAAUCGAAAGCCUUCUUCGUUGGUUGCAUUCAGAAGAUCGAUAUCAAUGGCCGCUCAUUGUCUAUUGUUUCGGAGGCAUUAGGGGGUAGCAACAUUGGGAAUUGUCCGCAUGCAUGCGUUGCAAGGCCCUGUGGUCCUCUCGCUGAAUGCGUACCCCAAAUGGAGAGUUACGAAUGUCGCUGCAACGCCCUUACCAGCAAAUGCAGUACAGCGGCCGAGGUACCAAUCAAAGAGUUACCAGAGAAGCAUACAAAGAAAACAAAUAAAGAAAACAUUAAAACUGUUAGAAGACAAAAUUCAUUACACAAGAGAUCGAAAGAGAGAGAUCAUUCCAAAACGAUUUCAGGGAAAAAAAAUUACACCAAAAAACUAAAAAGACAAUUUACGACAACGAAACCCUUCACUGAUCGUACAAUCCUUUCACAACUUGCCCAAAACGGGCACGACAGAAGGCGAAAAAGUGGUGUCACUGACACUGACGACGAUGAUAUAAUUUACCCCGAUAGUCGCCAUUUGGAUGAUAACUACUACAACAAUGUGGCGCCGCAUAAUUAUAAAAAGAAAAAUGAGCAAAAAAAAGUACCAAGAUCUCAGAAAAAUAAGUUGUUGUGGCUGAAAAGUGCGAACGAUUCCCAGGUCUAUGAUAAGAGUGACCGCUACCAAAAAGAUGUUUUUAACUUUAAAUUAAGUAAAUUACCAACACAUUAUGAAAGUUUCCAAACUAACCCAGAGAUAGACAUAUUGACAUUCGACGAGAAUGUUGAAGUAGAAAUUACUGAGGACCAAGAAAAGAAUUCGCAAAGCAUGGAAGCAAAAUAUGGAGGAAGUAACGAGGGCGAUAACUUGGACGAGGAUGUGCACAGAAGGUAUUUCGAUUGGAAAUACGAUGAGUAUGGUGGUGAUCGGGGGCAUUCACACGACGCUAUGAAUGAGGAAACGAAAUCCGAACCGUUUCUUGUGGAUGACACUUUAUUUGAUGCUAAAAACAGCGACGAGGAUUACCACCGAAAAGAGUUGGUUCAAGACAUGCGGCGUAUACUGGCGAAUGGACCGGAGAAUACACAUAUUAAGAAGGGCUUAAACUUAGUUGUAGAAGAAUAUGAUUACGAAAAUGAUGAUGGUAGCCAAGAAGAUGGUUCGAAAUUCAUCCUAAAUAGCAAAAGUCGAGGGACAAAAAACUGGACUGUACCAAUGGAAAUUGGUUCAGAAUUAAGAGAACACAGGAACUACAUUAUAGAACCAACAAGUGCUGCGGCUGAUGUGAAAGUAAUGUCUAUCAAAGAAAACAAAUCAUCCAACGUUUUCGAUACACAAACAGAUUGGAGCCUAUUGAAAAAGAUGCAGCUACCAGCAGACCAUAAAAGCGAACUUGUUGGCGUGCGAAAGAAUUUCGGUGCGUGCUUUGCCGGUAAAGACAGCUAUUUUCAUUACAACGACGCCGAAACUAUGAGCCAGGUCAUUAGUUAUAAUAUAGACUUAAAUUUACGCAUCAAAACCCAUUCAGAGAAUGGAGUUAUCCUGUGGACUGGUCGCCAGGGUGCUACCGAAGAAAAUGCAGAUUUCUUAUCUUUGGGAAUUGAAAAUGGUCAUCUGCACUUUCGCUACGAUUUGGGUUCCGGAGAAGUUGACAUCAAAUUUAACACAAGCCGAGUAAGCGACGGUCUAUGGCAUAGGGUUCGUGCUUUUAGAGACUCACAAACCGGCUAUUUGGAAAUUGACGGCAGAAAAACAUCAACUCGAAAAGCACCUGGUAAAUUGAAACAGUUGAAUACGGAUACAGGACUAUAUGUUGGUGGGAUACCGGAUGAGAUUUAUUUUACACGACGAAAAUAUUUAAAUGGCAUCGUUGGCUGCAUUUCGGAGAUUGUUUUGGCCGGAGAGUUGAAAUUGAAUUUUGAUCCUAACACGCUGGGGACGGCACACAAUGUGGAAACGGGAUUGCUUUGAAAUGCCGUAACAAAUACGUAUCAACAACCUUCAAUACUCCUAACAUUUGUUUAAUAUACUAUUGCGUUUGUACAAAGAAAUGGUUUAAUAUUUUAUAAAAAAAAAAUGUCUAAAUUAGUUGAAAUUAGAUUGUAGCUAAUAUGUAUACAUAUAUAC
Messenger RNA from Ceratitis capitata (Mediterranean fruit fly), 4814 nucleotides. RefSeq lists its product as uncharacterized. NCBI's taxonomy places the organism in Eukaryota, Metazoa, Arthropoda, Insecta, Diptera, Tephritidae. Bases 555 to 4658 code for a protein of 1367 amino acids. The record is from RefSeq and is a predicted model, not a curated record. Gene Ontology annotation, molecular function: calcium ion binding. The transcript has 19 exons.